Molecule: messenger RNA, 1044 nt
Organism: Paraglomus occultum
Lineage: Eukaryota; Fungi; Glomeromycota; Glomeromycetes; Paraglomerales; Paraglomeraceae
Source: the annotation of a GenBank genome assembly
AUUACUAAGACUCUUGUGGAAGACUGUGGAGGGCACGGAAGGGCUCUAGAAGCUCUGAAUGAUUGCUUGGCCGGUCGUAAUAUUAAAGAAUGCAACCUCGAUACUUUGAUGAAUGACCUGCGUCUCAAACUUACUGAAAGAUAUCGUGAUGCUAUUUUUGGUUCCAUGCGCGACGCCAGGCCCGUUGCACGAGCAAUAUUGACUCGGAGUCUCUUAGAUUUAUAUAAAAAUGUUCCUAAAACCAACAAAACACCGGACCAAUUUGCUGGGAGUGGAUUGAUUCGAUUCGAACAAAUAAAUAAGGAUAGUCCAAUGGGAUACCUCACUGCACCCCAAACAGAUUCAAUACUUCGAGAUUGGCAAUUUGCUGAUUAUGGAGAACAAAAAGCGCUUAUUGAUCCUGUGUUGUCAUUGCAAGCAAAGUCAUGGCAGAGUUUUGAAAAAUUUGUCGCGUCAUUUCGUUGCCUAAAAUCAGCUGUGAUUGAAGAAGAUGAGUUAACAAGGAUCUCGGAGGUUUACGCGGGAGCGCGUUUGAAUGGUGACAUCCAAUUUAAAAAUCACAAUCUGCAACUUGAGAUUGCUAGAAACCAGACAGAUACAAAAUCUGAAAAUCUUACUGCAAUAGAAUGGAAUGUUGAUUGCUAUCAUUCUACGGUUGAUGUCCGGAGAUUUAAACAUUGUAUUAUUAAUGCUCCGUCUUCGCCAUCUGGGGAUGCCUUUCUUUCAUUAGAUCAGCCGGGUACCGAGAGUUCGAACGAAAUUCAUCAAUACAAACAAAGACAAAAACCGAUCAGUCAAAUGGUAUACGAAGAAGAACGUAAAAAAUCUGCAUCAAAAAAUGAUUUUUUCAUCCUCUUUACGACUGCAGAAAAUUGCAAUGUCGAACUUCCCAAACGCUCUGGGAUUGUAGAUGGAAAAUUUUUUAAGGACUAUUUUGGACCAUUUGCUGGCAGAGCAUACAAAUCAAUUAUGGCCAAGUCCACGCUCCCUAUCCGUGAUAAAGUCAAGAAUGUCCAUACCAUUACUCACGGGAAACUUUACAGA